Molecule: messenger RNA, 1347 nt
Organism: Alternaria alternata
Lineage: Eukaryota; Fungi; Ascomycota; Dothideomycetes; Pleosporales; Pleosporaceae
Exons: 4
Coding region: 218-1291 (357 amino acids)
Source: RefSeq, a predicted model, not a curated record
GUCAGGUUGAUGCCUUGCUAACCCUGGCUUCGCCGUAUCGUUGCCUAAGCUAAUCCCAAAGCGUACAACAGCUGACCACGCGACAUUCAUCGCUGAGAUCUAUUAAAGAAGGCCAAACACGCGUCUUGUCGUGUCUCAUUACUACCAUACGCGUUCUGUUCCCUUCCAAAACUUCAAAAUUCCGACUCAAGUGCAAUUGACUUAAGAACGAUCCACAAUGACCGAUAUCAACGCCCCAGUAGAGACAUUUGCGUCUGGACGCUACUCGAAGCGCAAGAGAACCCAGGUCACAUACCAUCUCGAUGAUCUAGACUAUUCAGAAUCCGAAUCCGACUUUGAUACACCACAGGCAAAGCGAACAACCAAGGCAAGCUCCAGACCACUUCCCAAACGCAAAAUCUUCCCCUUCAUGGAGCUUCCUGCAGAGAUCAGGAACAUAAUCUAUGAGUACACUCUUACCGAUCCUGCUGGUAUCAACCUUGUCGGCACGUUCAAGCACAAGCGCCGUACUGUCGAACGCAUCUCAGCCAAGUGCCAGGCGAGCAUAUCACACGACGGACCUUGGUCAGGCGCACUUCCUAUAAACGACAAUAUUAGAAGUCAACACGAACAACCGGCCGCUCUUGUCCCGUCGCUCCUUGCUGUGAGCAAGCAAAUCCACCAAGAGUGUAUCGAUAUUCUGUACGGCAAGAACGAAUUCGUCUUCACCAACAGCUUCGCCUUGUACAGCUUCUUGAUCAACCUUGGUCCUAGAGGCGCCAAACAUCUUAAGACUCUCCGCAUUCGAGGUUGGCUUUAUGGUCGUGCAAUGAAAGGAUACAAUCACUCCUGUUUCGCGGCCCUGGUCUGGGCUACCAAUAUCACCGCCUUCCAUAUUGAUGCGAGCAUCGGUUGGUAUCGAGCGUCCAAGUAUGGAGCUGAGCAACUCUACCGGGACGCAUUCCCAUGGAUGGAAGCUAUUGGUUUAGCACAAGGCAAAGUCGAUGCUGUAGUCGAUAUCAUAAAGUUCAGCGAGGAUCAUUUCGACGUCCUUCAAAGUUCUUAUCGUCAUUCGUCUAGCGCAAUGUCCAACGAACAGAAGCAUCAAGAAUUUAGGGCAGCAUUGAGGAAGUCUCUUGGUGCGCAACAGAAGCGGAUUAUGGCGCCUACGGUCAAGAAGAUCAAAGCCGCCAAAAAAGCGGUGGCAGACGAGCAAUCAGGAAUGAUAUCGGACAAUUGGUGGGACAAUUGGUGGGACAAUUGGUGGGGUAAGGGGACAGGUAGGGGCAGACGGAGACGGUGCAGAGCUUAAUAGGUUCUAUCAUGAGCUUGUAGUUAGACAUGUAUCUGGCACAUGCUUGAAGUUCU